Messenger RNA from Alternaria arborescens, 573 nucleotides. RefSeq lists its product as hypothetical. Lineage: Eukaryota; Fungi; Ascomycota; Dothideomycetes; Pleosporales; Pleosporaceae. The transcript has a single exon. The record is from RefSeq and is a predicted model, not a curated record. The coding region runs from base 1 to 573 and encodes 190 amino acids.
AUGGUCACAACCGCUUUCUUCUCCCGCGCUCGCAGGUCGGCGGUGCAUGCGCCAAACAAGAUACGCGGCUUCCUUGCUUUACCCGGAGAGAUCAGAAAUCAGAUUUACAACUACUACUUUGAGUCGGAGCGCCGCUGUGAGAUUGUCGGUAAUGGAGCCCAAUUUACACAGCGAUCGCCGCAAACCGUCAAGCUGUCAUUGAAUCUUGCUCUUGCGAAAGAUACCACCCCGGCGCAUAAAUCUGAGGCAAAUAUUAUUCCUCCUACCGCGGUCCGCUUCCCAAGACCCCUUGGUAAGUACAAUGCUGUCCGGGGAUUAUGCACGAAUUGGCAGGGUUCGCUGCAUGCCCUGAGUCUUGUAUGCAAGCAAAUCUACUCGGAGACAGCAACCUUCCUAUACCAGAAGACAGUCUUUGUGUUCAACGCGCCAAAGCGCAUGGUCAAUUUCUUCAGAUUCGCCUCCAGCGUUGGAAUUGAGAACAUCACCAUAUUGCAUCUCCACUACAACACCUAUGGUCACCCUCAUAGAACCGAUUUCCGAAUCUGGCAAGAAAAGCACAGCCAGAGUUGGUAA